CGGGGACGUUUAAAUAUUGCUCGACACCUCUCCUAUCGCAGACGAUAGUCGGAUUUAGUGAUUACCUGAAUGAACUCCUGAUUAACAAAAUGUCCUGAUAUAAUCUGUCUGAAGCCUACAGGUGUCCAGUUGCAGUAGAUGUCUAGUAUUCGUUCGUCUGUCCACCCUAAGAACCUUAAUCAGCCCUGGGGCACGAUACUUAAACCUGAGUACGGCCUGGGUCAUCAGAAAAUGACGGAUUACGAAAUAGGCCAGACGGUGGAUCGUCUGUAUAAAAUUCCCGCCACAAAAGAGCGCGUGUACGAAAGACCGGGAAAAAAGAUGACAGAGGAAGAAAUAACUGAAAUGUUACAGCGGCUAACUAAGGCUCCCGUAGAGAAGAUUCCAGAUAGUGACCGACGGGUGACGAAGUCUACAUACAGCGAAAUGGGCGUGGUCAGUUCCUAUGCCUGGAAGGGUUAUAACUAGGGAGUUCUGGGAUUGAAGUUGUUGUCAUUUAUUACAUUUCGUAGAGACUCUUUAUAACUUUAUAUGUUUUUUUUUCUAUAUGAGAAGCUAUAUGAUCAUAUUCAUAAAAUUUGAGUGACAUACUCUGGAUGAGUGUAUUUUAUUUGCCUUUAAAAGGUUAAAUGAGGAACUUACCUCA
Molecule: messenger RNA, 646 nt
Organism: Saccostrea echinata
Lineage: Eukaryota; Metazoa; Mollusca; Bivalvia; Ostreida; Ostreidae
Exons: 3
Coding region: 139-468 (109 amino acids)
Source: RefSeq, a predicted model, not a curated record